AUGCCAUUUGGUGUAUUCACAGGUGUUACAAAUCAUAGUCUUUCUUACUGUGCUGCUGGUGCUCUGCUUCGUGACGAAACCUGUUUAAGUUUUGAUACUGCACCCCAAACUAUUCUCAUAGACAAUGAUCUCUCAAUGGCUGAUGCUAUCCGUUUUGCUUUAACUGAUAAAUAUAACACUAAGCAUAGUCUCUGUAUAUGUGAAUUUGAGGAGCGUUGGAGUAGUAUUAUGGUUAACGAAAAUUAUGCAGAAGCAAGAUCAUAUUUAAAAGCUCUUAACCAGUUUCUUGAUAGUAAGACCACAAUCACAGAUUUUCUAGCAGCUUUUGAGCAAGCACUUGAAGUUCAUGAGGAGGCAGAGCAUAUUUCUGCAUAUAAAGAGCUUGUUUAUCUUUCUCGUUCAACAUCUCAAAAUCCUAUCAAAAAUCAAGUCACUAAAUGUCUAACAUGA
This is a messenger RNA of Dentiscutata heterogama, 450 nucleotides long. The record is from the annotation of a GenBank genome assembly. Lineage: Eukaryota; Fungi; Glomeromycota; Glomeromycetes; Diversisporales; Gigasporaceae.